Molecule: messenger RNA, 1908 nt
Organism: Aspergillus steynii IBT 23096
Lineage: Eukaryota; Fungi; Ascomycota; Eurotiomycetes; Eurotiales; Aspergillaceae
Product: MFS sugar transporter
Exons: 3
Coding region: 1-1908 (635 amino acids)
Biological process (GO): transmembrane transport
Cellular component (GO): membrane
Molecular function (GO): myo-inositol:proton symporter activity
Source: RefSeq, a predicted model, not a curated record
AUGUCUGGCAAGGACGAGAUAGGGGUCUUCGGGGACCCAAUCCCCGAGCAUCACAAUGUGGAAUACGCCACCGACAAAGAGCACAUUCUGCCUCGUCGCAUCUUGGGCACUGCCGCCGAACGAGCUAGGCGCAAUCUGAAUGCUAAGCUGGCCAAUCCGCUGGCGGGCUAUAGCCAUGAGGAACUGCGGAAACAAGGCAUCAGCUUUGCCAUUACUCACCAGAUCGGCGACGAGGAGGAUAUCCGUGCUUUUGCCAUCGGCGCUGUCCUGGCCCAGACACCGGAGAAGGUCACCAAUCUUCCUGGCAUGACGGCGGAGGAACUGACUGCUUUGCAGAAGGAGUUCACUAGUCGUUGGUCGCAGCCAUGGACAAUGUACCUGGUGAUCAUCCUGUGCUCGCUUUCUGCUGCAGUUCAAGGAAUGGAUGAAACGGUUGUCAACGGCGCACAGAUAUUCUACAAGCAUCAGUUUGGGAUCAGUGGCAACGAUUCUCGGUCGAAUUGGCUGGUUGGCCUGGUGAACUCCGCUCCCUAUCUAUGCUGCGCCGUCAUCGGUUGCUGGCUGACGGUCCCGUUCAACGCCUGGUUUGGUCGGCGCGGCACCAUCUUCAUUACCUGUUGCUUUUCUGCACUGGCCUGUCUUUGGCAAGGAUUCGUGAACACCUGGUGGCACAUGUUCAUUUCGCGGUUCGCACUGGGCUUCGGCAUCGGUCCCAAGUCUGCCACCGUCCCCGUCUAUGCCGCCGAAACAGCUCCGCCAGCAAUUCGUGGUGCUUUGGUCAUGCAAUGGCAGAUGUGGACGGCGUUUGGCAUCAUGUUUGGCUACGCAGCCGACCUUGCCUUCUUCGAAGUACGGGAUCAGUCAGGAAUCGUCGGCUUGAACUGGCGCCUUAUGAUGGCAUCCGCCAUGUUUCCGGCCAUCCUGGUUUGCUGUUUCGUUUUCUCCUGUCCCGAGUCGCCGCGUUGGUAUAUGUCCCGGAAUCUUUAUGCCAAAGCGUACCAGUCCAUGUGUAGUCUACGGCCCACCAAGAUCCAGGCUGCCCGGGACAUGUACUAUAUGCACACCUUGCUGGAGGCGGAAAACUCCAUGAAGCUUGGUCAGAACAAAAUCCUGGAACUGAUCGCUGUGCCUCGUAAUCGACGGGCCUUGGUUGCCUCCGAGCUUGUCAUGUUUCUGCAACAGGUAUGUUCGCACAGAGUCAACGUGAUCGCCUACUACUCCUCCGAAAUCUUCCUCGAAACCACCAACCAGCGCAAUGCCCUAACCGCCUCCCUCGGCUGGGGUCUGAUCAACUGGCUCUUCGCCAUCCCCGCCGUCUACACGAUCGAUACCUUCGGCCGCCGCAACCUCCUCCUCACCACGUUCCCUCUCAUGGCCAUCGCCAUGUUCUUCACGGGCUUCAGCUUCUGGAUCCCCCAGGACACCCACAACGCCGCACGACUCGGCUGCAUCGCCCUCGGCACCUACCUCUUCGGCGUCGUCUACUCCACCGGCGAAGGCCCCGUCCCCUUCACCUACUCCGCCGAGGCCUACCCCCUGUACGUCCGAUCCUACGGCAUGGCGCUGGCCACUGCAACCACCUGGCUCUUCAACUGGCUCCUGGCCAUCACCUGGCCGUCCCUGCGCAACGCGUUCACCCCGCAGGGCGCCUUCAGCUGGUACGCCGGAUGGAAUAUCGUCGGCUGGUGGCUCAUCCUGAUGCUGCUGCCCGAAACGAAGGGCAAGACGCUCGAGGAGCUCGAUCAGGUGUUCUCCGUCUCGACGCAUUUCCACGCUGCGUAUGGACUCCGUCAGAUUCCAUACUUUGUUAAGAGGUAUCUGUUAAGGAAGCCCGUGCAGCCGGAGGUCUUGUAUGAAAGGGAAGAUCCGUCGGCGGUGCCCCCGGAGGCGGGAUUUAAUACUCUGUAA